Aureobasidium musti is the source of this 246-nucleotide messenger RNA. Lineage: Eukaryota; Fungi; Ascomycota; Dothideomycetes; Dothideales; Saccotheciaceae. The record is from the annotation of a GenBank genome assembly.
AUGUCGGCAUCAUUGGCGCCAGAGUGCAACGAAGUCAAAGAGCGUUACGACAGCUGCUUUUUGAAAUGGUAUAGCGAGAAAUACCUCCGCGGCACAGCAACAUCGGAUGAAUGCGAACCUCUGUUUGCAAAGUACAAGCAAUGCCUUAGUCGUGCACUCAAGGAGCGAGGCAUUGACAAAAUGCUCGACGAGGCGAGAGCGGACAACCGCGACAAUGACCUCGAGAACAUGAAGCCAUCAAAUUGA